UCAUUGCGCGAGUCGAGUGAACCCACAGUUUAGUGCUGACUAUGGUUUACAGAACAUCUGCCAGCAGCACCAUUGUACCACAGUGCAGCUGUCACCAUUACUUAAUCCGCUUUGGUUUGCAGCAAAAAGCAAAUUGAGCAAGACAACUCAACAGCGCUGAACCCCUGUGCCCUGGUCAUCGAUUCAGAACGGUCAGGGGUGGACUUUGCCCACAAUUUUUGGACUCUUUUGGGGAAUGCUAAAGAGGAGGAUACGCUAUUUGGAACAUGUUACUGGGAAAAUUGUUAGUUGUUCUCUUCGCACUCCUUACGGGAUCCAGUGUUAGUGUGGCAUAUGUCUUUCAAGCAAGUCGACCUGGAGAAGAUGCAGGAUCUCCGCCACAAACCAAAACUAUCUCAGACUCCCUGUGGGUUAGCUCAGCAGGAUCAUGUAAGGGCAGAUGUUUCGAAUUGGAAGAAGCUUUACCGCCAGGUUGCAGAUGUGACAACUUGUGCAAAACCUACUACAGCUGCUGCUCAGAUUUCGAUGAGCACUGUUUAAAAACAGCGGGUGGCUUUGAGUGCAGUGAAGAUCGCUGUGGGGAGAUGAGGAAUGAUGAACAUGCAUGCCACUGCUCAGAAGAUUGUCUGAAGAAAGGAGACUGCUGCACCAACUACAAAGCCCUCUGCAAAGGAGACACUAAAUGGGUGGAUGGUGAGUGUGAGGACAUCACAGGCCCUGAAUGUCCUGCAGGUUUUAUCCGUCCUCCUCUGAUCAUGCUGUCGGUGGAUGGGUUCCGGGCCUCCUAUAUGAAGAAGGGCAAAGCGGUGAUCCCCAACAUGGAGAAACUGAGAACAUGUGGCACUCAUGCACCCUACAUGCGACCAGUGUACCCCUCCAAAACUUUCCCCAAUUUGUAUACUCUUGCCACGGGGCUUUAUCCUGAGUCUCAUGGAAUAGUGGGAAACUCGAUGCACGACCCCGUGUUUGACGCCAAUUUCCACUUGAGGGGGAGGGAGAAACUGAACCACCGCUGGUGGGGUGGCCAACCUAUCUGGAUCACUGCAGAGAAGCAAGGGGUGAAGGCAGGCACCUUCUUCUGGCCAUGGGUGAUUCCACUGGAGAGGAGAAUCCUGACCAUCUUGCGUUGGCUAAGUCUGCCUGACGAUGAGAGGCCCUAUGUGUACGCUGUCCACUCAGAGCAGCCAGACACCUUCGGACACAGACUGGGGCCCUUCAGCAAUGAGUUGGACAACCCCCUGAGGGAGAUUGAUAAUGUCAUUGGACAGCUGAUGAACGGCCUGAAGCAGAUGAACCUACACCGCUGUGUCAACAUCAUUGUCGUUGGAGACCAUGGAAUGGAGGAGGCCCACUGUGAUAGGACUGAGUUCCUCAGUACCUAUCCUGUGAACGUGGAUGAGAUCAAUCUGAUCCCUGGAUCUCUUGGGAGAAUCCGGGCCCGGGAUCCCAAAUCAACCACCUAUGAUCCAAAAGUAGUUGUGGCAAAUCUUACAUGUAAAAUGCCAACCCAGCACUUUAAGCCUUACUUGAAACAACACCUCCCGAAACGGCUUCACUACGCCAACAACCGCAGAAUUGAGGCUGUCCACUUACUCAUGGAGAGAAAGUGGCACGUUGCUUGGAAAGUACCUGAAAACAGGAGGCAUCCUGGGAGAUGUGGUUUCUUUGGUGACCACGGAUUUGACAAUAAGAUCACCAGUAUGCGGACAAUCUUUUUGGGCUAUGGACCAAGCUUUAUGUUCCAGACCAAAGUGGCAGAAUUUGAAAAUAUUGAGUUGUACAAUGUCAUGUGCGACCUCCUGGGCUUAGUCCCUGCCCCUAACAAUGGAACCCAUGGCAGUCUGAAUGACAUGCUGAAAGCUCCUCCUUUCACACCGAUCAUGCCAGAGGAAGUGACCGCACCCACCACCUCUGACGCCACCUCUGCCACAACCUACGACUUGGGAUGUAGCUGUGACAAUGAGAACAAAGUAGAGGAGAACAAUCAGAGAUUCAGCCCAGCAGCAGAUGGUAAACAAAACCAAAGCAUGGAUUGCUGUCUUACCUUGUCCAUAAACUGUUCACAUGAAGCCACACACCUCCCCUUCGGUCGACCAGCGGUUAUUUUCCAAACGACGUACAGCCUCCUCCUCCAUAGUGAUUUCAUCAGUGGAUACAGCCAGGAGCUCUCCAUGCCCCUAUGGACGUCAUUCACAGUGCCCAAACAAGAAGAAGUCACACCCCUCCCUGAGCCAGUGAGUGAGUGUGUGAGAGCAGACUUGCGGGUUCCUCCUGAACACAGCCAGGCCUGCACCACCUACAGCCAGGAUACAGACGUCUCCUAUGGCUUCCUCUAUCCACCAGAGCUGGCCCUGUCUCCUGAAUCAAAAUAUGAUGCAUCACUGAUCACAAACACCGUUCCCAUGUACCCUGCAUUUAAAAAAAUAUGGAGCUACCUCCAGGGGACUCUUCUCAAGCGCUACGCAGAGGAGAAUAACGGCAUCAAUGUGGUCACCGGUCCCAUCUUUGACAACAACUAUGAUGGCCUCCGGGACACCACCGUGAAGAUCAAAGAAUACGCCGCAGUCUCGGCUCCAGUCCCUACACACUACUAUGUAGUGAUCACCAGCUGUCAGGAUGUCAACCAGACGGCCGGGGUGUGUGACGGCCCCCUCAAUGUCUUCUCCUUCCUCCUACCCCACCGCUCAGACAACGACGAGAGCUGCAAGAGCUCAGAGGACGAGUCGCAGUGGGUGGAGGAGCUGCUGAAGCUGCACACAGCGCGGGUCAGAGACGUGGAGAUCCUCACAGGGCUGGACAUGUACCGCUCCACCACCCUGAACUACACCCAGACCCUCUCCCUCAAGACCUACCUGCACACCUUCGAGAGUGACACCUAAAACAGACACACACAAACUCACUCUCACUGCAUCUCUGUAUCGUUUUCUCUUUCUUCUCAAAUUUCAUACUGUGUUUCACAACCACUCUUCGUCUCUCCCCUCUUUGUCCCACUGGGCACAGAUGUAAAUUCAACGUCUAUUACACGUUGGUUCAAUGUAAUUUCAUUGAAAUGACGUGAAAAACAACUUUGAUUCAAACCGUGUGUGCCCAGUGGGGUCUCUCUCUUUCUCUCUCCCCAGUACAUGUCUGAUCCUUAGGUGUAUAUUUUUUAUAGUAUUUGUCAUAUUUAUUAUGUAGAGGAUAAUAAUGCUGCCACUUCGUCACACUAAUCCAGAGAGCUCUUGUGUUCGAAAUAGGAGUGGAGUUAGACUUUUGUUGUGUAUGGUUUGAGAGAAAGUGUUGUGUUGUGAAUUAAGUGUUUGUUUGGGGAAGUGGAGGAAUGGGUUGGAUUAGGUUAAUGGAAGCUUUCGGUUGCAGGAAGAUGAUGUCAUAUCCAGUGGUGGAAAAAGUGCCCAAUUGUCAUACUUGAGUAAAAGUAAAGUUAUCUUUAAUAGAAAAUUGAAAGUCCCCUAGUGAAAUACUACUUGAGUAAAAGUCUAAAAGUAUUUGGUAAUAAAUGUAAUUGUUAAAAUAUACUUAAGUAUCAAAAGUAAAAGUAUAAAUAAUUUCAAA
Molecule: messenger RNA, 3552 nt
Organism: Oncorhynchus tshawytscha (Chinook salmon)
Lineage: Eukaryota; Metazoa; Chordata; Actinopteri; Salmoniformes; Salmonidae
Product: ectonucleotide pyrophosphatase/phosphodiesterase family member 2
Exons: 26
Coding region: 267-2879 (870 amino acids)
Biological process (GO): phosphatidylcholine catabolic process; immune response
Molecular function (GO): zinc ion binding; calcium ion binding; polysaccharide binding
Source: RefSeq, a predicted model, not a curated record